AUGAUUCGCACCGCAGCCAAAUGGGGAACGAUCGCAUACAUCGGCAACAAAGCCGCAAAAGCAUAUGGCGAGCAUAGCAACCAACAACAACCGCCAAUGCCCUAUCCUCCACAACAAGCCUCGUCGAGUCGCGGACCAGGGACUCAGAUUCGUGAGGCAAAUGGAUACUUGCACCAAACUUGGUGUAAUGGACAAUGCGGUCUGCGUUGCAACGAUGGCAUGCAAAACAGCUCGAGGGAUGCUCCAGUCAACGUUCCGCGUUUGGGCGAGGCUGAGGACUAUUAUGGCGGGUUCGAGACGAGAGGCAUGAACAAUGGCAACCUGCCAGAGUACAAGGAGUCGAGAGAUGUGAGCAGUGCCAACUUGUCGUCGGGCAAGAAGUAG
Zasmidium cellare ATCC 36951 is the source of this 384-nucleotide messenger RNA. RefSeq lists its product as uncharacterized. The record is from RefSeq and is a predicted model, not a curated record. Bases 1 to 384 code for a protein of 127 amino acids. The transcript has 2 exons. NCBI's taxonomy places the organism in Eukaryota, Fungi, Ascomycota, Dothideomycetes, Mycosphaerellales, Mycosphaerellaceae.